CUCCCUCCCCCCCUCUUUCUUCAUUUACAUGAAGUCGAUUUGUGUUUUGACAUCAAUCAAAUUUUCUAACAAAUUUUAUUUUAGUAAAUAGGUAGAUAUAAUUUUUUAUAUUUUGUUAACUUUAAAAAUGGUUUGGGGUUUCGUUACUUGCGGUCCGAAUGAGGCGCUCGUUGUGUCUGGGUGCUGUUACUCCAAGCCGCUGUUGGUACCAGGCGGGCGGGCGUUCGUCUGGCCAGCGGUCCAGAAUGUCCAAAGGAUAUCGCUGAACACUAUGACCUUGCAAGUGGAAUCCCCUACCGUGUACACAAGCCAGGGCGUUCCUAUAUCUGUCACUGGUAUUGCACAGGUCAAAAUACAAGGGCAGAAUGCCGAGAUGCUGCUCUCAGCUUGCGAGCAGUUCCUGGGCAAAUCCGAACAGGAGAUCCAGCACAUAGCCCUGGUAACCCUCGAAGGUCACCAGCGAGCUAUUAUGGGCUCCAUGACCGUCGAAGAAAUUUACAAAGACAGGAAAAUAUUCUCUAAAAAGGUGUUUGAAGUGGCAUCGAGUGAUCUCAUCAAUAUGGGAAUAACUGUUGUUUCCUACACUCUCAAAGAUAUUAGGGACGAAGAGGGCUACUUGAAAGCUUUGGGUAUGGCCCGCACAGCAGAGGUAAAGCGAGACGCCCGCAUCGGCGAAGCAGAGGCUCACGCGGAAGCGCGGAUCAAGGAGGCCAUGGCGGAGGAACAACGCAUGGCCGCGCGCUUCCUCAACGACACCGAGAUAGCCAAGGCGCAGAGGGACUUCGAGCUGAAGAAAGCCGCGUACGAUGUCGAAGUUCAGACUAAGAAGGCGGAAGCGGAAAUGGCGUACGAAUUGCAAGCGGCAAAGACCAAGCAGCGCAUAAAGGAGGAGCAGAUGCAAAUCGCUGUGGUCGAGCGCACGCAAGAGAUCGCUGUUCAGAAGUGGGAGGUACAGCGACGAGAGAAGGAACUUGACUCCACCGUGCGCAGACCUGCAGAAGCGGAAAAAUUCAAGUUGGAGAAGUUGGCGGAGGCGCACAAACUGAAAACGGUGCUCGAGGCGGAAGCCGAGGCCGAGGCCGUCAAAGUUCGCGGGGAGGCGGAGGCGUACGCGAUCAAGGCGAAGGCGGCCGCUGAUGCCGAGCAGAUGGCCAAGAAGGCAGAGGCCUGGAAGGAGUACGGCUCUGCGGCCAUGGUCGACAUGAUGUUGGAGACCUUGCCUAAGGUGGCUGCGGAAGUGGCGGCGCCACUGUCGCAGGCGCGCAAGGUGACGAUGGUGUCGUGCGGCGGCGGCGAGGUCGGCGCCGCGAAGCUGACCGGCGAAGUGCUCAGCAUCGUGCAGAACAUACCCGAGCUGGUCAAGGGAGUCACCGGCGUCGACAUCUCCAAGGGUCUUCCGUCCCCGACCCUUGCGGGGCUCACCGCACACUAACCUAUCCUAGCUUUUGUUGACACCCAUCCUGAUUUUCUGGUUUUUGUUGAUACUGUCAGAAGCUUCGUUCAUUUCGCUCGCUCCGUUUUAUGUCAUUUUUGUAAACUAACUCGACAUUUCAUACAUAAAGGGUAGCUCAAUAUUUUGGUAUUUCUGUAUAACUUGGAAGUCUAUGGACAUAUGUUUGUCUUUUCACGUCAAAACGAGGUAGGCACAGAAAUAAUGUUUUUAUGUGACGAUUAAUUGUUAGAAAGUAGAAAAUGAUUGAACAAUUUUAUAACGCGGGUGGGUGGAACCGCGUGCAAUAUUGACUUGUAACUAAAAUGUGAAAUUUUAGUUCGAAUUUAAAUUCACAAGUACUUUUAACGAAAAGGGCAUAUUAUGACACAGUAAGCAGAACUUACUUAUUCGCCCAAAUUUGCAUCGCGUCAGUAGUAUUUUCAGUGCCUAUCUUAUUUAAAAAUCUCAUUGGCAUAGUGCAAAAGAAUUUCCAAUCAGUCUAAACAUCUUAAGGCGACGUCAACAAAACGUUACAUCAAACGUUUUCUUCCCAGCUUAUGUAUACAUAUCAGAAUAACUUUUGUUUCCGCGUAACAAUUAUAACAAUUGUUUUAUACACAUAAUGAUUCUCACACACUGUAUAUUGUUACACAAAUAACACAAACUGGUCGACCCAGCUUCGUUUGAUAAUAAUGUAUGGUGUUGUUACGACAUGGAAUAAAGAAAGAAAGAAAUCAUUUAUUCGGCAAACACAUAAAAUCCAAACAUUAAACAUUAACACUGAAAGGUAAAGUACAAAAGAGUAUCGAAUAUAGAUCGAAUACAAUAUGUCAACCGAAAUGGCGACCAGCUCAGCAUGGUGCCAUGGUAUCGAGCCAAGCCGGUGAUUUACAAACCAAAUAAAAAAAGUAGGUAAGGUGGCAAAAUAAACAAAUUAAUAUGUACGGAAACAGAAACAAACAACAGCAAACAUUAGGACUAGAUAGGAGACUAACGUACAAGUGUUGAAAUAAUGUUAAUAUGAUGGAAUAUGAUGUAUGGUACGUAAAUAGUAUAAUAUUUGAGGAAUUAAACAUAUUCUGACUAAGGAAAAAAUGUAAAAAAGGAUAAUAAAUAUAAAUUACAUGGAAAUUCUUUCAUAGUAAAAGUCUAUCUAAAUACAAAACAACAUACAAGUCGUUUAUAGGAUGUGACUAGGUAAGUCACUUCUAUCUUUGUCCGUUCACAAUCAAAUAAAUUAGGCAAUCUUCAAUCUUACUGAAUAUCUAUAUUAAAUGAGAUAUAUCGUGGGCGCAUGUAACAUGGGAGGUUUUGACCAACUGAGUAAUAAUGUUUUAGGCGUUUCAGGCAUGUAUUAAUUAUUUCGAUGAAACGAACAUGAUGACCCAAAACAAUACAUGUGUCUGCGAAUUAUUAUUAUUACUACAAUAUAUGGUAAGAGUACCUUAUGUUUAAUUAGAAAAUGAAUCGAAAAAAUAUUUUUAAUCUUUCGUAUUUUAAUUUUUAUUAAUUUUAUCAUAUCAACUGGUGCAUUUAUUUCUCGAAGUGCACUAUUCUUAACGCGCACUUAACUUCUUACAUGAAACGCCGAAUAGAUAAGACGCAUUGUAAAUAUAUGUUUUAUUUUAUAUUAGUUACUUCGUGAAAAAUGGACACGAGUCACAGUGUUCUGUUCAUGUUUCUAGAUGAAGAUAACGAAGGCUUUUUUCCAAUAUCUAUAUGCCAGCUGGGUGGAACAACUGGAACACUAAACAUUGACAUAAAUAAUUCUAGAAAUGCAGUUCAUUACCAAAUGAUCUUGGUACUCUGGAUAUCCUAUAAAUAAUAUGAACCCAUGGGUAAAGCUCACAAUUAUUGUUUCCGAAGAAACAAUAAGCACUCUGGCUGUUUAAGUUACGAUUUUGUUUGUUCGAUUGAUUGACCUUUUAAUCAAUAAGUAAAUCAAAGUUGCCUCUCGAUUAGUAUUUUUUAUAUCAGUGUAAUACAUCAACAUAGCUUCAAUUUGAGAUACAUCAAAACGACACUAAAGCAAUAAUUUUCCAAUCACUAUUUUAAUGGCUGGCUAGACUGUACCUGUGUAACUAUACUCGUGGAAGUAGACGUGGUAAUUAACUUACCUAAACAAUAGCUUCAUGUAUAAUGUUACGUUUUCCUUAUUAUCAUUGCAGUCAAUGUUUAUGUAUUCGUGGAAGCUUCUAGUGAAGCGAAACGUGAUUGGUGAGAAUAAUUUAAAAAUAGCCUUUAUAUCUUUAUCUAUAGUCUCGAGGUCACAGCUUUGCUCUCCGUUAUCUAUCCUACAUGUUAACAUGUACGUACGUACAUGCUAUUUAACGGUAUAUGUAUAUAUCCUGAUAAUUUUUGGCAAAGGUCGUAGUGCAUAUAUUUACAAGUUUAUAUAACAAUAUUGAUAUCUUAUUAAAUUUAUGACUUAAUCUAUAUAUUUUGUAAUUUUGAAAUAAUUCAUUGAAUAUAUGUGUAAUAGGGAAAUAAGGAAAUAAUUGCCUAAUAUCAACUUAAGGAAAGAAUGUAUGUGGUCAUAACUGUAUGUAUGUGUCUCCUAAUAUAACAUCCUGAAAUAACAGCUCGUACAUAGUACGUUUUGACCACCAUAAACCACUCUAAUCAUAAAGUUAUUAAAAAAGUUAAUUAAUUUCACAGCUUCACUCAUAUGAUUGGUUGAUUAAAACAUUGGAUAAUUAAAGUUUUGCUUUCCAAUUAUCAAGUUGUGAUUUUUUAUGAAUCUAAAAAAGUAAAAAGCUAUUUUUGUAUCUAAAGUUGUUUAUGUGAUGCUUUCCAGUUGGAGCGAAAUAGGCAGAAGUAGAGUGCUGGAUUCACUUUUAAAUAUUCUUAAACCUCAAUUUGAGGUUUCUCCGAAGAACAGCCACUGAUAUCCAACUACAACCUUCGGGAGAAGUCGCGACGACGUUAUAAUAUAUAAAGAAAUGUCUGAAAAAUCUGAGUUCCAAUACCAAUUUUUACUAGGAACAUUACAAAUAAAAACUGGCGAAACGUUUGGCUGCGUUUAAAUCAUCUACAUAAUCUAAAAAAUAUAAAUCCGACAACAUUAAACUCACUAAUAGGCAUAUUUACGAUAUCGAAGUGCGAAUUCGCAUUACGAAUUAUUUUUCAUCAUUCGUCUAAAAUCAUUUUCUAUGCAUCUGUUUGAUAAUCUAUGUUUGUUACUGUUUAUACUUCUCUUUCAUAUUCUAUGUAGCUCUUUACUAAUCUUUGUUACUGUUCGUGUUUGCACCGCUUUGCUUAUGUACUAACUUGAACCGGGGUGGUGG
Molecule: messenger RNA, 4719 nt
Organism: Plodia interpunctella (Indianmeal moth)
Lineage: Eukaryota; Metazoa; Arthropoda; Insecta; Lepidoptera; Pyralidae
Gene: Flo1
Product: Flotillin 1
Exons: 10
Coding region: 128-1432 (434 amino acids)
Biological process (GO): positive regulation of cell-cell adhesion mediated by cadherin; positive regulation of cell junction assembly; positive regulation of endocytosis
Cellular component (GO): flotillin complex; plasma membrane; cytoplasmic vesicle
Source: RefSeq, a predicted model, not a curated record